This is a messenger RNA of Trichomonas vaginalis G3, 441 nucleotides long. Its product is annotated as peptide-methionine (R)-S-oxide reductase protein. The record is from RefSeq and is a predicted model, not a curated record. The coding region runs from base 1 to 441 and encodes 146 amino acids. Lineage: Eukaryota; Parabasalia; Trichomonadida; Trichomonadidae. The transcript has a single exon. Gene Ontology annotation, biological process: protein repair; response to oxidative stress. Gene Ontology annotation, molecular function: peptide-methionine (R)-S-oxide reductase activity.
AUGCUUCAGUCACUUUUCAAUCACUCAAUAUCUAAAAGUGUCAAAAUCUUAGACCCUCUCAAGUUUUUACCAAAAAUGGAUCCAUUAACACCAGAAGAAGCUUAUGUUAUUGAACGCAAAGGCACAGAGAGACCAUUCACAAACAAAUACUACAACUUCAAGGGUCAAGGAAAAUAUAUUUGCCGCAAGUGUGGAGCUACUCUAUAUUAUUCAAAAGAUAAAUUCGAAUCUGGAUGUGGAUGGCCAGCAUUCGAUGAUAAUGCUAAAGAUGCUGUAAUUCGCUUUAUUGAUGCUGAUGGUCACCGUGUUGAAAUUACUUGCGCUAAAUGCGGCGGCCAUCUUGGUCACGUAUUCGAAGGCGAAGGUUUUACAGCUAAAAACACAAGACAUUGUGUAAAUUCAAUCUCUAUUGUUUUUGUUCCAGAGAAUGAGCAGCAGUAA